Fonticula alba is the source of this 3903-nucleotide messenger RNA. RefSeq lists its product as hypothetical. Gene Ontology annotation, biological process: transmembrane transport. Bases 1 to 3903 code for a protein of 1300 amino acids. NCBI's taxonomy places the organism in Eukaryota, Rotosphaerida, Fonticulaceae. Gene Ontology annotation, molecular function: ATP binding; ATP hydrolysis activity; ABC-type transporter activity. Gene Ontology annotation, cellular component: membrane. The record is from RefSeq and is a predicted model, not a curated record. The transcript is spliced from 3 exons.
AUGACAGCCAGUGUUGACGCUUCUGGCUCCGCGUCGCCCGGCUCGGUGGGGGGUCUCUCGUCCCCCGGCUCGGCCGACCCGGCCAAGCACCCGGCCAUCCCGCUGGAGCCGCUGGCCCAGCAGCAUGCGGCACCGGCCGACAAACCGGCCGACCCGCCGGCCGACAAACCGGCCGACCCGCCGGCCGAUCCGCCGGCCGAUCCGCCGGCCGACCGGUCGCAGCCCGCGCCCCGGCCCAUCCAUGUGUGGCACCUGUUUCGGUACGCCAGCCGAAUGGAGCUGGCGCUGAUCGCGGCCGGCACCCUGGCGGCGGCCAUGCACGGGGCCCUGCAGCCCCUGUUCACCAUCGUCAUGGGGGACAUUGUCAAUGCCUUUGGCGACCCGAAUGCCGACCUGGCCGGGGCCGUGGCCGGGAGCGCCGUGUGGUUCGUGGUCUUCGGGCUCAUCUGCCUGGCCACGGCCUACAUCCAGGCGGCCACCUUCAUGUAUACCUCGCACCGGCAGGCCACCCGCAUCCGGGAGCUGUACUUCCACUCGCUCCUGCGCCAGGAGGCCGGCUGGUUUGACACCCAGCAGCAGGGGUCGGUCACGUCGCGCAUCAGCUCCGACAUCUUCCUCAUGCAGGACGCCAUCUCCGAGAAGUUCGGCGUCAUGGUGCAGCACAUCGCCCUCUUCGUGUCGGGGUUUGUCAUUGCCUUUGUCCACUCGUGGCGCAUGACGCUGGUGGUGGCCUCCCUGACGCCGCUGCUGGUCCUGUCCGGGGCCCUGUCCGGCUGGGUGAUCAAGAACUUCGCGGCCGAGGGCCAGCGGGCGUACGCCGCCGCCGGGGCCGUGGCCGAGGAGGUCUUCGGGGCCAUGCGCACGGUGGCCGCCUUCGGCGGGGAAACCCGCGAGAUGGGCCGCUACGCGCGUGCCCUGGUCCCGGCGCUGCGGAGCGGCGAGCGCAAGGGCCACGCCAAUGGCCUGGGCAUCGGCUUCAUCUACUUCGUCAAUUACUGCUCCUAUGGCUUUGCCUUUUGGUAUGGCUCGACGCAGGUGAAUGGCGCCCGCAUGGACGCCGGCCAGGUGAUCAUCGUCUUCUUCGCCGUGAUGAUGGCCUCCACGGCCAUCGGCCAGGCCAGCCCCAGCCUGACCAGCCUGGCGCAGGGGCUCGGCGCCGCGCGCGACAUCUUCGCCGUGCUGGACCGCCAGCCGGAGAUCGACAGCCUCAGCGAUGAGGGCCUCAAGCCGGACACCGUCACCGGCGACCUGGCAUUCCACGAUGUCCACUUCACGUAUCCCAGCCGGCCGGACAGCCAGGUCCUCAGGGGGCUGAGCUUGAGCGUGCCGGCCGGCAGCACCGUGGCCCUGGUCGGGCACUCGGGCAGCGGCAAGUCCACGCUGCUGCAGCUGCUCGAGCGCUUUUACGACCCGGUCGCCGGGUCCGUGACGCUGGAUGGCGUGGACGUCCGGGACCUGUCCAUCCGCUGGCUGCGCAGGACCCUGGCCCUGGUGCAGCAGGAGCCGGUGCUCUUUGCCGGCUCGGUGGCCGAGAACAUCCGCCUCGGCAAGCCCGACGCCACGGACGCCGAAAUCGAGGCCGCCUGCCGGCUGGCCAAUGCCCACGACUUCAUCAGCAAGCUGCCGGAGAAGUAUGCCUCGCAGGUGGGCGAGCGCGGGGGGCAGCUUUCCGGCGGGCAGAAGCAGCGCAUCGCCAUCGCCCGGGCCCUGGUGUCCAAUCCCAAAAUCCUGCUGCUGGAUGAGGCCACCUCGGCGCUGGACAACCGGUCGGAGCGCGUGGUGCAGGACGCCCUGGACAAGGCGGCCAAGGGCCGGACCACCAUCGUCAUUGCCCACCGGCUGUCGACCGUUCGCCAUGCGGACUUGAUUGUCGUCGUGGACAAGGGCGCCAUCCUGGAGCGCGGCACCCACGACGAGCUGAUGGCCACCGGCGGCCUGUACUCGCAGCUGGUCGAGCACCAGAGCCUGGCCGAGACGUCGGCCAACGCCCCGUCGGGCGCCGCCCCGAGCGGCCCGCAUGCCGGCGACCAGGCCGACGACCACGACGACGACGACGACGACGACGAGGACCCGGAUGCCGUGAAGCCCGCCGACUUGGCGGCCCUGCCGGCCGAGGCCCGCGACUCCCUGGCCGGGGACGAUUACCGCAACAGCCCGGUCAUCCGGGCCUACAUGCAAUCCAUCGGCGACUGGUACUACAUUGUGAUGGCGGUCAUCGGGGCCGUGCUCUUCGGGGCCAUCUAUGCGCUGUAUGCCUUCCUGACGGCGGAGAUGAUCGACGCGCUGAAUGUCAAGCGUGGCGAUGACCUCCGCCAGGCGGCCCUCCUUUGGGGCCUGGUGUUCCUGGGGCUCGGGGUCUACUCGGUGGCGGCCAACUACCUGAUGAGUGUCGGGCAAUUUGUCACGGCCGAGCGGCUGACCGACCGCAUGCGCAAGCUGGCCUUCCAGGCCAUUGUUCGCCAGGAGCCGGCCUGGUUCGACCGGCCGGAGAAUGCCACCGGCAGCCUGGCCGCGCGGCUGUCCACCGACGCCAGCAACAUCCAGGGCGGCACGGCCAUCCGGCUGACCACCAUGGUGGUCACCUCGACCACCAUCCUGGCCAGCCUGAUCCUGGCCACGGUUUCCUGCUGGCGGCUGGGCCUGGUGGCCAUGGUGUGCGCGCCGCUGUCACUCCUCGGCGGGUAUCUGUCCAUCAUGGCCACGGUUGGGUUCAAUGAGAAGAACCGCCGUGCCUUCGAGCAGAGCGGCAACUACGCGGUCGAGUGUAUUACCAGCAUCCGCACGGUGAUGGCCCUCAACCGGCAGGAGGCCUUCGCCAGCAAGUUCUCCCAGGCCCUCCAAGCCCCGAUGCGCACGUGCUUGAGGAGCUCCCAGCUCAUCGGCGUGGGCUUCGGCAUGGUGGACACCAUCUUCUACUUUGUCUUUGCCCUGACCUUCUGGUAUGGCGCGCGCAAUGUGGAGGCCGGGUUCUGCACCUUUUCGCAGAUCAUCCGCGGGGUGUUUGCCGUGGUCUUCGGCGCCACCACGGCCGGGCAGAUUGCCGCCCUCGCGCCGGAUUACGCCCGCGCGCGCGAGUCCAUCAUCGCCCUCUUCCGGCUGAUCGACCGGCCGCUGGUGAUUGACCCGCUGGCCGGGGCCGACCAUGCGUCCUGCUGCCGGCCCAUCACCGAUGGCCGGGUGGAGUUCCGCGAUGUGCACUUCGCGUAUCCCGGCCGGCCGCGCGAGGCCGUCCUCCGGGGGGUCAGCUUCACGGCCGAGCCCGGCCAGACGGUGGCCCUGGUCGGGGCCUCGGGCUGCGGCAAGUCCACCCUCAUCCAGCUGCUGGAGCGCUUUUACGACCCGACCAGCGGGCAGGUUUUGGUCGAUGGGAAUGACGUGCGCGAUGUCCUGGUCGACCGCCUGCGCCAGGGCAUCGGCCUGGUGCAGCAGGAGCCGGUGCUCUUUGCCGGGACCAUCCGCGAGAAUAUCCGCUACGGCCGGCCGGACUGCACGGACGAGGACAUCAUCGCCGCGGCCGAGGCGGCCAAUGCCCACUCCUUCGUCCAGGCGCUUGACGGUGGCUACGACACGGAUGUCGGCUCCCGUGGGAGCCAGCUUUCCGGCGGCCAGAAGCAGCGUGUGGCCAUUGCCCGGGCAAUUGUCCGCCAGCCGGCCAUCCUGCUGCUGGAUGAGGCCACCUCGGCCCUGGACUCCGAGUCGGAGGCCAUCGUGCAGGAGGCCCUGGACCGGGCAUCCAAGGGCCGGACCACCAUCGUCAUUGCCCACCGGCUGUCGACCAUCCGUCACGCGGACAAGAUUGUUGUCAUCGACCAGGGCCGCGUCGCUCAGCAGGGCACCCACGACGAGCUGAUGGCCACCGGCGGCCUGUACUCGCAGCUGGUCAACCAGCAGCUGGCCGAAUGA